AUGGUCGGACCCUUCAAGACCGCUCCGGGCGACUACACCCACAUCUUCAUGGCAGUCAACAAAUUCACCAAGUGGAUUGAGCUCAAGGUUGUCACCAGCAUCGAGUCGGCUAAAGCCGCUCAGUUCAUGGAGGAAAUCACACACUGCUUUGGAGUACCAAACAGGAUCAUCACCUACCUUGGCAAGCAUUUCACAGGUUCCGAGUUCUGGGACUUUUGCAAGGACAAUCUCAUCAAUGUGUACUACUCCUCACUACCGCACCCGCGCUACAACGGUCUACGAACCCAGAAGAGCCAAGCUACCGGCUACACACCUUUCUUCAUGGUGUACAGCUCAGAGGCCAUCCUGCCAUCCGUCGUGGCCUUUGGCACCCCACGCAUCUAG
This is a messenger RNA of Setaria italica (foxtail millet), 384 nucleotides long. RefSeq lists its product as uncharacterized. The transcript is spliced from 2 exons. The record is from RefSeq and is a predicted model, not a curated record. NCBI's taxonomy places the organism in Eukaryota, Viridiplantae, Streptophyta, Magnoliopsida, Poales, Poaceae. Gene Ontology annotation, molecular function: nucleic acid binding. The coding region runs from base 1 to 384 and encodes 127 amino acids.